UCGCAACAUAUAAAAUCAAAAGCCGAAUAUAUCCAACAGCUCGCAUGCGUGCUUCGUCGUUUGAUCGAGAGAGAGAGAGAGAGAGAUCACAACUUGGCGCACGUUAGCUAGAGGCAUGUGUCGUCUUCCGAAGAAUGUAUCAGGAAGCUCACGAUUUCGCUGAUCCACAUUUUUUGCGUUCAAUUCGAUCUCCUGAGCUGCUUUUCGCCGUUUGUCUCCUGAUUCUCUGGGCUUCUCAGGAGAUAUGAUUAUUUGGUUGGAUGCAGCAGCAGUGUGAUUUUCAUUUUGGAUGAUGAUGCAUGCUGUCUCUCUACCAUUGCCUUAUGAUCUGAAGGUUCAUAAGCUCCAUGGAUCUUCUGGAUACCAUAACAGUUCAGUUGGUAAAAGUCGAGUAUGUCUGGAUCACACAAGUCUCUCUCCAUGCGCCAUGAGACAAGAUUUAUGGAGUUUCCACCUUCUGGAGAGCUUAAGUCGUUCAAUAGCACCUGUAUCAUCUAGGUGUAAUAAUUUUGUUUGUCGAUCGGUUUUAUUCUCAGGAGGAAAUGAGGCUCCUGUUCUUAAAUCAACUGCAAUGGUUUUUACUAGGGCUUAUGAUGCUUUACGUGGAAAUCCUCAUUUGCUCAAAGUGAUCCCAGCGGUUGGGAUUCUGGCAUUUGCUAUAUGGGGUCUUAGACCAGUCUUGCGUCUUAGCUUGGUUACCCUUUUCAAGGUGGGAACUGAAGCCAAAUCAAACAAGAGCAGUACACAACAAGUUGUGGUAUCUUAUCUUCAACCUUUGUUGCUCUGGAGUGGUGCAAUUCUUUUAUGCAGAACAUUGGACCCGAUAAUGUUGCCUUCGAGUGCCAGUCAGGCGGUUAAGCAACGCCUUCUGAACUUUUCCCGAUCCUUAUCAACAAUGCUGGCAUUGGCCUGUUGUUUGUCAAGCUUGAUUCAACAGGCACAGAAAUUCUUUACAGAGACAAAUAAUUCCAGUGAUGCUAGGAAUAUGGGUUUCAAUUUUGCUGGAAAAGCCGUCUACACUGCUGUAUGGGUUGCUGCCGUAUCAUUAUUUAUGGAGCUGUUGGGUUUCUCUACCCAGAAAUGGUUAACGGCCGGAGGACUCGGGACAGUUCUGCUUACACUAGCUGGUCGUGAGAUACUUACGAACUUUCUUUCAAGUAUUAUGAUCCAUGCAACCCGGCCCUUUGUUCUGAACGAUUGGGUUCAAAUUAGGAUCGAAGGCUAUGAAGUUUCUGGUACAGUAGAGCAUGUUGGUUGGUGGUCACCCACAGUGAUCAGAGGCGAUGACCGUGAAGCAGUCCAUAUUCCAAACCACAAGUUCACAGUUAGCAUUGUGAGGAACCUUAGCCAGAAGACUCAUUGGCGCAUAAAAACACAUCUCUGCAUCAGUCAUCUCGAUAUCGGCAAGAUUAACAAUAUUGUGGCGGAUAUGCGCAAGGUUUUGGCAAAAAAUCCUCAAGUCGAGCAGCAAAAAAUACACAGAAGAGUCUUUUUGGAAGAUAUAGAUCCAGAGAACCAGGCCCUUAAGAUCCUAAUCUCCUGCUUUGUCAAGACUUCGCGCUUCGAAGAAUACCUAUGUGUUAAGGAAGCAGUGCUCUUGGAUCUACUGAGAGUUAUAAGGCAUCACGGGGCACAUCUCGCAACUCCCAUCCGCACGGUUCAGAGGAUGCGUAACGAGACCGAGGUGGACAAAUCAGCUUUUUCUGACAUUGUUUUCACUCAAGCAUCAUCAUCGGCUGCUAACCGUCGACUCAUGCUGGUCGAGCCGUCCUACAAAAUCAACAGCGGCGACAACAAAUCCAAGUCGAUUAAAAGAAGCGUAGAAAUGGAAUCAGAGGGAGAACAAGGUGCAGCAUCGGAAACAGGAGACAAUCAAAAUCCAAGAAGGAUAAGCUGAAAGUAUCUCCAAGUUCCGACUCGAAAACAGAAGAGAAGGAAAAAGGAAGCAGGGAGAGCCGCAAAAAGUACGGUAUCUAAGCAAAGCUCGGGAAGAGGAGCAGAGAUGGUGAAAAUAACAUCGUCCCGAUUGAGGAGGAAAGGCAAUGUCUCUUCCCGGGAGGAAUAGAGGUUGAAGUCAUUUUAUACUGAAAUCUGAAAUUGACGAAACUCAUUUUGAAUGUUUAAAGAAACAGGAAGGGCGUGAGUGAGAGCGCUAACUCUGUUUUUCUUUUUCCUCAAAAAAAAAAACAAAAAAAAGAAAUGGAGGACUAAGUGUUUAUAGAAAUUAUACGGACAAAGUGUUACUUCUGUAGAGUUUUUACAGAAAUAGGAUUGUAGAGAUCAAUCUGCAAUAAUUCUUACGGCCACAAUUACUUGCUAUUAUAUUAUAGUGCAG
Messenger RNA from Tarenaya hassleriana, 2335 nucleotides. RefSeq names its product mechanosensitive ion channel protein 3, chloroplastic. Gene Ontology annotation, cellular component: membrane. The transcript is spliced from 14 exons. The coding region runs from base 290 to 1897 and encodes 535 amino acids. The record is from RefSeq and is a predicted model, not a curated record. Gene Ontology annotation, biological process: transmembrane transport. NCBI's taxonomy places the organism in Eukaryota, Viridiplantae, Streptophyta, Magnoliopsida, Brassicales, Cleomaceae.